Messenger RNA from Drosophila willistoni, 2318 nucleotides. RefSeq names its product zinc finger protein Elbow (gene elB). Bases 223 to 1923 code for a protein of 566 amino acids. Gene Ontology annotation, cellular component: nucleus. Lineage: Eukaryota; Metazoa; Arthropoda; Insecta; Diptera; Drosophilidae. The record is from RefSeq and is a predicted model, not a curated record. The transcript has 3 exons. Gene Ontology annotation, biological process: negative regulation of DNA-templated transcription.
AUAAUAAUAAUAAUAAUAAUAAAGUAAAGGAGAGAAAAGGCGCAGGCGCCACUUUUCACACGAGUUGGCAGCGCACACACACACAUACACAUACCCAUACUAACAUAAAUUAAUUGGUAUUUGCCGUUAGGCUCCAAACACCUACAUACAACACACAGCUCCUCCAUAUCAACCAAAGAUACAAAAAAAGCCGUCAAAGUGGAUUUAACAAAUUAUAAUAAAAUGCUGCAAUCCAGCAAUCAUCAUUAUUUAAGGCCGGAUUAUAUGACAGCUGCAACGCCACCAACAGCGCUGGACAACAAAAGCAGUCCAUUGGCGCUAUUGGCGCAAACAUGCAGCGCUAUUGGUGCGGACACUGCAAAUCCCAAAUUGCUGGCGGCAAACAUUGAAAAGGCCACAAAGCAAAUGCAGCCCAAGGGCGGCGGGAGCAACAACAACAGCAGCAGCAGCAACAACUUGGCAUUUGGUUUGGUGGCAACAUCAACAGCAGAAAACGGACGCGAUAAAUCCUCACCGGUUAGUAGUCAUUCAUCCAGCGUUAGCACUGGCUCGGUGGAACAGCAACAAUUGCCGCCGGCGCACAGUAAAACACCCAGCACCUUUAAGCCAUACGAACCCAAUAACAACAACAACAGCAGUAGCAACAGCAAUAACAACAACAACAACGAUUGCGGCGCCACAAAUCUCACAAGCAAUAACAGCCAACGGGUAAAGACUCCCAAAUCGAAUGGACAACGCUGCGACUCGAACCAAAGUGCCAGCUCACAGCGAGAAUCGCCCAGACGUACACCCACCUCAUCCACUCUAUCCACCUCAGCGGCAACAACAGGAACAGGAGCAGGAGCAAUGGGUGUCUCUGCUCAACUUAAUGGCAGUCCUGGCCUGCCUGCAUCAGCGUCCACACCAGGACGCAGCAAUUCCAAAGAGUCAGCUGCAAUGCAUAGUCCAAGUGCAGCAGCAGCAGCAGCCGCCGCAGCAGCAGCUGCUGCAGUCAGUUCAAAUCGCCUGCAGGAGGCCGCCGCACUGCAAGCAGCAAAGGAGGCUAGCUAUGUGAAGGCUUUGCAUGCGGCCAGCCAGCAAGGACCCCCCGCGACUGCAGCGGCAUCCUAUUAUCCACCAGGUUAUGGUAGCCCUUAUCCCAUGGAUCUGAUGACGGCCAGUUCGCUAAUGUCGCCACAUCAUGCCAUGUUCAAAGCGUCGGCCAUGAAUCCAUAUUUAAAUUAUGCCCGCCUCAAGGGCCUGACGGAUCAAACGAUGAUGGCAGCACAACCAAAUAUAUGCCGUGACCCAUAUUGCACCGGCUGUCCGGCCAGUCCGCACUAUAUAAACAAGGCAUCGGGCCAACCAUGUCCAGCUGGUUGUCCGCAGUGUGAAAUGGCUGGCGGUGGUGCUGGACGUGGUGGAGGUGGCGGAGGAGGUGAAGGAGUCAAAUCAAGUGGCUCACAAGGCUCAGCAGGUGGCGGUGGCGGUGGCGGUGGCUCUUCAUCGAGCAGUGCAGCUGCGGCAGCGGCUGCUGCCUCAUAUCAUGCCCAAUUGGCAGCUCUGGCGGCUGCAUCGCAAAUGCCCUACGUUUGCUCAUGGAUUGGCAGCGAUGCGGCCUAUUGUGGCAAGCGAUUCGGUACCUCCGAUGAUCUAUUCCAACAUCUGCGCACACACACAGCCUCGGUGCCCGAUGCAGUGUUAAGUGCUGCGGCCGCUGGUGGCAUACCACCAAAUCAUCCGCUAUUCCAGCGUACAUAUCCCACACCUCCGUUAAGUCCAUUGUCGGCGGCAGCGCGAUAUCAUCCGUAUGGCAAGCCAUCAAUGUUGCCGCCAUCUUUGGCGCCACCCGGCCUGCCCGGUCUACCGCCGCAUCCUGCUUUGGCUCAAUACUUUGCUCCAUAUUCAUUAUAUGGCCCACGGAUGGGCUCAUCCCAUCCAUAGUAGUGGUAGUCAGGUAGUGAGUUUAAGCACAUUUCAGUCAAAAACCAGUAACAAAAACAAAACAACAAACAACUACAUGAAAAAUUGUAAUUUCUCACUCGUGAAACGAAAAGCUAGUGAUCUAAUGUACUUUAGUUACAUACAAAUGUUUACAGUUUAGCUUUUAGAUCUGUACUAUCUAUAUACUAAAAUACAUAUAUAUAUAUAUAUCUAAAUCGGAAUUACAAUAGCUCGAUUCCAAGGCUAAAUGCAAUGCAUAAUUGCAUCAUUUUUUGUGUGUGAAUGUUUGUAAUUUAAUGCUUAUGGUAAUUUUAAUAUUAUUUAUUACAUUGAAAUACAACAAAAUGAGAAAAUAAAUGAGAGAUAAAGAAGAGAAAAUCGAUAAGAUGAAUAGU